GUUGUCUGCUGAGGUCAGUGAGGUGUGGAUGUCAGAGUCUUGUUUAGAUCUGACGGUACAGUGUUAUGUCUGAGUGAAGUGUGGGUGGAAUACGUCGUGUCUGUGUUGUAGUGAAAAUAUAUAUAGAAUGGAAUUUUUGUCUACAGGAUAUAUGUCAAAGACUAGUGAAGAGUCGAUACUCCGUCCACUACCCACAAGAGUCGUAACCAGGGUUGUCUACCCUCGUGGAUGAUGCUGUGGUGGUGUGUGGUGGUGACUGUGGUGGUGAUGCAGGUGGGAGAGGCAGCAAGAAAACCACCAGCGAUGCCUACCAGUGACACUAUGGAUGCCGCUGCCAGGGAAGGCAAACUCCAGUACGAGUUAAUAACUAAGGAAUCUCAGAUGCCGAGGUAUGGUGACUGUUACCAGAAGACCCUAAAGGAUCUUCAUGAGGGUUGUUCUGACCUUACUGACGAGGUACAGAGCCGCCUGGCACUGGCCUUCACCAAUUGCUACGUGGCACGGUUUGGUUGGGACAUGUAUCCAUGUAGAAAAGAUCAGCCCUUGUCAGAGUGUAUGGUCUACCUGGACUCCCGCACUGCUUCAGUCUACUCUGCUAUGCUCUCCAACACCCUGACAAUGUGCCACUUCCUCCAGGCUCAAGCAUGGCAUCAGGCCACAACUGAUGCUGUACACAGCCUGCGGGAGGCGUCAGAGAGGGUCCGCUCGAAGCUGUCCAAGGCAGUGGACUCUGCUGCCGCUCUUAAACUACAGAUGGACACUCAGAUCACAGAGUCCCGUCAAGCACUCAAGAAUGCCUUCUCGGAGAUCAGGGAAUCAACAGCUGAGCAGCGAGGACUGAUUAUAGACGUAUUUGACCGUGUGGCCCAACUGCAGAGUUUGCUGCUAGGAGAGUUCUCCUGGUUCUAUGCUGUUGUGUUCUACGUGGCAAGUGUGCUGGUGACACUACUAGUGACUUGUUCUCCUCGUACCCAGGAUGCCAGGAUACCCAGCAUGGGAACACUGACCUGCUCCUUGGCCCUAGAGAGGUUCAUGGUUAACAAUACGGUCACUUACCUGUAUUCAGACGUCUCCCAGGCAGACAUGCAGGUGAUGGUGUGGAUCAUCAGACGUCUGGCUGCUACCUGCUGCUUUCUGCUGCUGGUUAAAUCUGCGUUAUCAUACAGAGAUCCAAUUGCAGCAGCUGCAGCCAAACUUGAGGAACUGACCUCUGCUACCAAGGAAAUAAAGAACCUCAUCAAUUCUACCCCUGGUAUGUUAGUGGCGAAUGAGUCCAUUAAGGAGCAGGCAGAAGAGAGUGACUACUCUGACGAUACUUAUGAUCCUGAAGAAGACUCUGAUUCCUACUCGGACCUCGAUGACUGUCCCUACCCUUUUACCAGUCACCUCAUGACUACGAAUGAAGGUGGCAGGAAGGAAGCACAUUACUCACUGAGACCACGACCAAAGGAAGUGCAACAGAACCCACUGGUGGCCCUGGAGACUGCAGACUCCUUUGCACGCACGAUGAGGCACCUGGAGACUCUUGCUAGACAUAAAUCACGUGCCCAAGUAUGGCACUUGUCUACCAUAAAGCGGUCAAACUAUGGUGACGUAGAGAAUAGCAGCAGCUCUGUGACACAGAUCAACACAAAUGGAAACUCUAAAUGUCUUGCCUUGACAAAAACUGGAGAAGGAAUGGAAGUGAUAAAUGUAUUUUAGAUUUUUAAACAAAUAGCUUUGUUGACGAAAGGAACAUGGAGAGUUGUACAUAGGCAUUAACUGAAGCAUGCACAGAAGAAAAAAUCUGUCCCUAUAACCCACAAAUGCACUGUACAUAGACAUUAGAUGCUAAUUUAGUAAAAGGAUGAUGCUAGGUUUUACUGAGCAUGCUGCACAUGCUACAACAAAAAAUUAUAUUGCAUAAAACAAAAUAUAAUUAAUAUUGAAAAUUGUGAUUUCCACAACUGGUUGCAAAGUUUCCUAUACAGAUUUUCCUACUUAAGUGAAGCAUGACAUUACAUAUAAACUUGACCCAAAUGACUAAAUUAAUGAUGUAAGAUUCCCCAAGUUGCUUGUAUUUUAAAUUUUAAGUUUUGGUAGUUUUUAAAUAUUUAGUUUAUCGGUUUCUGUACUGACGUAUUUUAACAUAAAAUUGAAUAGCAAAUUGCCUUAAUUGAAGGUAUUAAAAGAUAACCAAUUAGUAGGCUCAAAAUUUAACAGUAUUUCAGAUCUUUAGUAUGGUUAAAUAAAGAGUGGUGUAUAAUACACUACUCUAGCUGAAAUAGCACUUUUUAUAUUAAUCUAGCUGAAAUAAUUACUUAAGAAAAUUGCGAUGGAAAAAUUUAACAUCUGCAUUUCGACCUGACUUUUCUCCGUAAACUGAGACUGAUGUACUUUACCUGUUUUUCUGUCGUGUAGUUGUUCACUGUUCAUGGAAUAAAUGUCUAAUUCUUUAAUACAAGAAUAUGAAUCUGUUCACCAACUGGGAACUUUAAGAGGCUUCAUCCAGAUAAGAUACCCAUUCGGACUCGGAGCAGCAGUACACCCACCGCACCUCUUAGCCAUUGUAUGCUAAAUUGCUGUCCUGGAAUUUUAUAAGUAGAUAAGAGCAGCUGCAAAUAUUGCAACCUUGUGCAAUGCAUGCUGAUAAAGGGCUCUAGGACAGAAUCUAAUUACUACCCAUUCCCCAAGUGGUGUAUGAUCUGUGGAAUUAACACUUCAAGUUUAAUAUACAGUGGACCCCCGCAUAACGAUUACCUCCGAAUGCGACCAAUUAUGCAAGUGUAUUUAUGUAAGUGCGUUUGUACCUGUAUGUUUGGGGGUCUGAAAUGGACUAAUCUACUUCACAAUAUUCCUUAUGGGAACAAAUUCGGUCAGUACUGGCACCUGAACAUACUUCUGGAGUGAAAAAAUAUCGUUAACCGGGGGUCCACUGUAUUUAGUUUCUAUUUUGAAAAUGCCCUUCAAAGAUUGUAGGUAUAUACAUAAAGACAAAAAAUAGUAAACAUUUAUUCAAAGAAAAUGCUAUUAUACACAUUUCCACAUAAGCAGAUGAUAUAUGAUAUUUACAUCUGAAUAUGUACAUUAAGGGUGAACAAAUAGUACACAGCACUAUUGAUAACCCAUAAAAUAACCAAGUCAUUGCUUUAUUUCUGUUUAAAUUUUUCUGAUAGGCUGUGCUCUUAAAAAAAAAUCUCUUCCACUACCCAUAAUUAAGAAACCUGGGGGGGGGGGGGAUUUAGUUAAAAAUGGUAUAAAGUGGUUUAAAAUUAACAUGUCAAAUUUUACUUUAGUCUUUAAAAAAUUCUAGAUUGAUGGGCACUAGUUGAAGGGAGAGCGUAUGAACAUGGAAAUGGGGUCAAGGAUGGGAGAGGAGAGAAAGAGGCAGGAAGAAUGGAAGCGGUUUUAUGAGUCACUGGAUCAUUAACCUCAUUGUACAAUAAUAAUAAUAAUCAAAUUAAGUGCUAAACCUGAAAAGGCUCGCCUCGUUGUACAGAGAAUACUAUACAGCCGUUGACUUCUCGGCUGUGGUCCGUUCUCGCAUUAAUGCAUCUUUCUACAAGUUGACCCAAGCAAGGCUGUGACACGGAUGCACUACAAUAUUGGAGUAAAUAUCAUAACAAACCUAUAUAACACGUACAAUUAAUAAUGGUUUCACAGAAACCCGCCUAAGUUCCCAUGGCUUAGCAAUUCAACCAGGGAGAAAAUAAUUUUUGAAUUACACAAAUAAUCAUUAAAUGUAACUAUUUCACUUACAAAAAAUAAAUUAUUGGGAAGUUUCCUUGAAGUAUAAUAAAUUUUUAUUUUUUUGACUACAGUUUUGUACAAGAUAAGUAGCAUUUACCAAAAUAUUUGCAGAGAAAAAAAAUUCAUUCCAAAAUUAAAUAUCUAAGGAGGGUUAAAUAAAUGAAGCGAAAAAAAAUUUGCUAGAAGAUUGUGGAAAGCGUAAUCUGAAAGUUUGUGAAACGACAUAACCCUCUGUUUACAUCACAGUACAAUGUACAUUAUAAUCUCUUGGGCUGGAACUAAUUACUAAUUUAUUUUAAAAACUUCCAUCAGUACACUGAUACCAAUUCAUGAAAAAAAAGGUACCAAAGCUUUUAUAUAUUUAUUUAUUUAUAUUCAUUCUUAGCCCUUCCUCUUUCCAGCACUUUGACCCAUGUGGAUUUAGAGCAUUUUAGUGAUUAAAAUUUCCUGGAGCUCACAGGUAUGAUACAUGUAUUUCUAAAAGGCAAUUAAAUGUACCGGUAUACAAAUAUGCAAGUACCAAUAACUUGCUACAAAUUAAAUAAAAUGUCUCAUAAUCCUUAAAAUAUUUUCAAAUGUAAAAAACGAACCCAUACGGGUCAUGCAGCCCACAAUAUUCUAUAAUUAUAAAACAUCCCAAGAUGACUUCACAUUUUUU
Cherax quadricarinatus is the source of this 4387-nucleotide messenger RNA. RefSeq lists its product as uncharacterized. Lineage: Eukaryota; Metazoa; Arthropoda; Malacostraca; Decapoda; Parastacidae. The record is from RefSeq and is a predicted model, not a curated record.